GGUACUUCGGUUGGCUGUCGGAGGUGUGAAGUCCCUGGGUUUUUAUACCUUUCGAGCAUUGUACAGCAAAGGCUGACACUGACUGACAUCAUGCGAGCUUCAUCAUACGAGGAAGCUCUAGCUCGUUUCGUCAAUGUAUUGUUGGGGAAUGGCAUUUUUUCCCUGGUUGCCUUCGAGCUGGCCGGAUUUGGCAAUUUCAGUGGCGAAGAUAAGUCGAUUGCCGAGGAUUCAUCGAUGUUACCAAGGAUGCAAUACGAGAGAAUCGACUGUCGAUACGGCAUGAACCUAUCUCAAUUUCCCUCAUACUGAGGACUCCUGGGCACGUUUGGUGCAUACUAUGUUGAUUGGAAGACAUGCACAACAUCUUGAAGAGCCAGGUUGGUCAGCAAGCAGUGAGAGAUUUUGGAUACAUAUCGCGGCACAACAUAGGGCGCG
This is a messenger RNA of Aspergillus fijiensis CBS 313.89, 435 nucleotides long. RefSeq lists its product as uncharacterized. The record is from RefSeq and is a predicted model, not a curated record. NCBI's taxonomy places the organism in Eukaryota, Fungi, Ascomycota, Eurotiomycetes, Eurotiales, Aspergillaceae. The coding region runs from base 91 to 309 and encodes 72 amino acids. The transcript has a single exon.